Amblyraja radiata (thorny skate) is the source of this 4046-nucleotide messenger RNA. RefSeq names its product leucine-rich repeat-containing protein 37A-like. Bases 358 to 3216 code for a protein of 952 amino acids. Gene Ontology annotation, molecular function: protein binding. NCBI's taxonomy places the organism in Eukaryota, Metazoa, Chordata, Chondrichthyes, Rajiformes, Rajidae. The record is from RefSeq and is a predicted model, not a curated record. The transcript is spliced from 14 exons.
GCGGUCACUCGGCGUGACUGGGGGAGGGACAUGGCAGCGGGGCCGGCGGGGCGGGGAGCCUGCUGCUGCCAGGCCGCGGCGUGAAGGAGGGCCCGAGUUUGCUGGGCCUGCUCAAGGCCGCCCACCCUCGCAACUCCUCGGCCUCAACGCCUCCCUCGAGUGUCUCUGCACGUUCAGGGCGCGUCCUCAUCACUCACAACCUCUCAAGCCUUUCCUCACUAGCUGGUACACCCAACAUUUAAGAUCAGCUUCCAAGCAUCGUGUUGUCAGUUCUUCCACCUUCAUUCUGGACGUCAAAUUUCUGGGCAUCGGGCGUCACGUAGCCCAGGAGUGGGGUCAGAAAUUUGGGUAUAAAAUAUGGCAGAAGGCCAUGUCGCUGUCUUCCUACUGCUUUUUGGACACUUUUAUAUUGGUCUAAUGCAGAGUAAUACAACGAACAGUGAGUCACAAAAUGCCUCCUGCCCCGUCUUGUGCACCUGUACAUCUUGGCUUUUGUCCUGCAUUGGAGCUGGGAAGUGGCAUCAGCUGGAUAAUGUACCGUUCAUCAGAGGGUCAUCAUACAUUUUCAACACUCUGGAAUUAGGUGAAAAUGAUAUCACCACUGUUCAAGAAAGUAAUUGGUUACCCUACAGAUGGACAGAAACCUUAGAUCUACAUGGAAAUCAGCUUCAAACAUUACAGAAGGAUUCAUUUGAAGGGCUCAUCUUAGUAAAGAAACUGAAUCUUUCUGGAAAUGUCAUCACAAAAAUUGCUGGGUUUACUUUUCAAGCACUACCGUUCCUGGAGAAUCUCGAUCUUUCUGGCAAUAAGGUUGCAAAGCUACUUGAUGGAACAUUCAAAUCGUGGCAUGGAUUACGUUUCUUUAGACAAUUGAACUUGAAUGCUAACCCAUUAGAAGUAAUAGAGAAUGAUGCAUUUGAUAAAUUACCUUCAAUGCAGUACCUAGACCUGCGUGGAACCAAGCUCUCUGUUCAAAUGAUGUACCCAGCUUUUGUGGCAGUUCCAAACAUUGUUCAGCUUGAUUUGCCUGAUGGAGUGAGGUGCUGCCUUUGCUAUGUUGCCCGAACUAUUGAAAUUCUCUACAAUACUGUGAAGAUAGAGUGUUCAAAUCCAUGUGCAAAUGACACCUCAUGUGAUGUAAGUGAGACUUUUCUGAUGAUUAAUGGGACUGUGCUAAGAUCUCAGAUGUCCUUAAAGAACCAUAAAAUAUUGGAAUCAUUCAUGAAUCAAAAGGAUAACAGUGCAAAUUCACCUCGUGGAAACUCAUUUGCGAGGUCUUCCAAAUUAGGUUUGCUUCAUCAAAUAGAAGAAAGUGAAAAGAACAUAUAUAUUGGAAAUCAUUUAGAUCCACAUAUAGCUGCUGCAAAAGCAGCAAGUAUGCCUCAUUUAAGUAGAAUUAGACAAAGGCCAUCCUUUGAUAGAGAUGCUAGAUUUAGUCCACACCUAGCUAGAGCAAACCAUCUCCAAGUAAACAUUAAUGGAAGGCAACGUGGCAAUCAUGGUCCUCUGAAUAUAUUUGGUUCUGAUAAAAUACCAUUACAUCAAUUAACUCAUGGUUCACGUGAUUCUCACAACCGUGGUAUUCCCAUGGAAGCAGGUUCUCAAUUUAAUAUUCAGGAUAAAGAUUUUAAUCUCCAAAAACACAAAGUAAUAAAGAGAGUUAAAAGGGAGCCUGCAUCAGAUGAUUCACAAGCUGAUGACGACAAGGAAGUGAAGGCAACUACAAUUAUAAUAAUCCCACCAACAACUACAGAACCACCAGAAAUCAUGUAUGAAUUUGAAUCAGUUUACCCAGAAGUUGUGGAACUGGAGAUUGCAAUGCCAACAGAGACAACAACACAAACCACCACAGAGCAAGACGAGAAUAUUACUGUAUAUGAGAUAGCCGGUUCUAAAGGAAAAAAGGUACCCAAAGAGAUCAUUGUAGUGGAAACAAAUGUUUCCAAAUCCUCUGACAAACCUAAACACGCGCCACUUGCUAGUAAAGCACUCAAUCCUGCACAUUUCAGUAGGGCUCUUCAAGUAUCUGAGACUAUUGAAAUUGGUGACAAUGAUGCUGCUAAUGCUUCUGAUGAUUCUUGGGUCAAUCCUCUAGGACAGUUUCUAGAUAAUGCUGUGAAGGAGAGUCCUGAUACAAGUUUCAGGCCAAGUCCUGAAACAACUCCGGCCACCAAAAGACUUUCUCAAGAGGAAUUUAUUAAACUAUUCAACGAAGCAUAUAGGAAAGCCAAAGAGGCUAAUAACACUCAAGAGCAAAAUGGCGUCUUGGAAUAUGAAGGGACAACCAGCAAUCCAGACAUAGACACGCAGGAAGGUAAUAAUGAUUUAUUUCCCCCCGUACAUCCCAAGAAAAUAAUAAAGGAAUCAGUUAAAAGUUCUUCAUCAAAUAAUUCUAAAACCAAAACAAAUGUUGAUGAUAUGUUUGAGACUAAAGUUAAUGAAGAAGUACGAGCUGUAGAACCCAACAAGGAUAUACAAACUCUGUUUGCUCACGUAAUAAGAAUAAUUAAGAUAGAUUGUCUGAAACCUAAAUUAAAAGCUGCUUGUACAGACCUCCUUACCAAAAUAGGACACCUAAUGAAGCAGUAUGAAGGAAAAGAGUAUUUACCUGAACUAGGGUCUUGGAAUCCUUCUCUUUUGCGUCCAGACGAAAAAGAAGAAGGAGAUGGCAAAGAACCAGAGGUUUUCCCUCCACCGUUGUCGCGACCAGAACAAAAGCAGAAAUCGCGCAAAGGACAGGACGCAUCAAAAGGAAAUUACGUGCCGAACUAUGCUGAAAUACACACAGAGCAGCCAAAGAAGAAUGCAAGUUUAUCUGCAGUGGAGUAUGGGCACAAACUUCUGCUGGCUAUCGCAGUCACUGUUGUAGUGAUGAUUAUUAUUGCAGUGGUUUGUCUAAUAGAGAUUUGCUCUCAAAGGUCAGAAUCAAAGACACCUGCAGGAGAUGCUGCUAAAAAGGAAUCUAAGAGCCCUCUGAAGAAAGUUACAGACCGGUUAACAGGAAAAAAAUCAAAGAAAGAUGCUCAACAGACGCCCCUAUUGGACGAAGACAUGGAUCUACCUAAGCCACUUUGGCUUCAAGACUUGUACCAGCCAUUAGACUCAGUUCGCAAGAAAUCAAUGGGUCAUGGGUCACAUUACAAAGAAUCCUCUGAUGAGGAAGAAGUAUUUAGCAGAUCUCAUAUGAGUGCACCCACUGAGAGCAGGAAUCCAUAAGGACCCUUUUAGAAAAUUCGAAAUUUUUUCGCUUCACAAGGUGCAUCUUUCAAAGAGCAAAUACUUUGUUUGAGAAGAAUUCUUUAUUAAUAAAAUAAUGUGCUAUCACUUGUCAAUUAAUAGUUUUAUAAUACAAAUAGAAUUUGUACUUUAUAUGGAAGUGUUGAAACUGUUAUUGUGAUAUAACCAUCUGCGGAAAUAUAUUAUAUAUCACUUGUGAAUACCAUUUCUUACUGUUUCAGCUUCAUAAAAAUAAAAGACAAAUUAGUAUGAAAUACAAAAGUACUACUGUCUGAUAAUACACAGUAGAACAACAAGCCACGUACAGCAGCAUUCGCUUUAAACGGCCGCAACUAAACUUUGUCUAUUAUAAACUUUAAGACAUUUGUCUUUCAAAUAUAAUUCACUAUUAUUUAAUAAUUUGUGUAAAAAAUAUGUAAAUAUUGACUGCAGUUAAGUGUUACAGUAGGAAACUGCUUACCUGAAGGAGUAAGUUGCAGUGUAUUGCACCCAAAGGUUGGGUUACUGCACACAAGGCCACAUCUACUUGUGUAUGAGAAAUAGUUUGCUAUGUACAGCUGAAACCGGUCAAUGUUUAGUUUUGUCCUUGAACUGAAUUUAUUUCAAAAAUUUAAGUAUUCUCACUCAUUCUUUAAGGCUAUGCCACCAGUCGUGUAUUCCGGUCUAAUGUCCGCAAAUGUCAAUUACUGAUUAAUUAAUGUCAUCAAUUAGGUAAAGGUCUAGCUUUUCUUCCACAAGAUGACUCGAUAACCAAUUGUGUGUAUUAUUUCAAUUAAAAAGUUUAAUAAACAUAUACACAUGGUGGUCCA